CUACGUAAGUUCCUGUCAGGAUAUUAAUGGUUUCUUGCAAUAGCGACACACAUGCGUUUUUAUUCAAGGUUAUGUUAUCUCACUGUGGUUUCUAAUGUAUGAUUCAAUUGUAUUCGUUUGUAAAGAUGUAUAAAUUGUUGCAAGUCCCGUUACGUGAACUUGUUACUUGUAAAUGUUCUCGACAUCUUUCCGUUCCAUGUCGAUCUGUAAAGCAUAGGACCAAAUGGAUAUCAUCACCUGCUCUACCAAGGCAGUAUACUUCUGUGUUUGGAGGAAGCGGUUUCCAUCAGGCACUUCCUUUUGUAUUGAAUGACACAUGGAUGACCAGGUUUUACAGCACUGCAAGAGGAGCAAGCGGUGAAACUCAAGAGCUGGGUAAAAAUGUAAAAAAUCAGGGGACACACGCCUCCAUAGAGCCAGAGAAAGAGGAGGAAUUUGUUUUCAUGGACUACAUUGAGCCGGAAGAUAGUCACGUUGACCAACUUCGUGGUCAGCUCCAUGUGAAUGCUGUCCCCAUGAUUUCCAAAGAAGACAAGAGGUUGCCGCCACGGUCAGGCUCCGAGAAGCAGCAGAGGACUCUGGAGCAACAGCUGCGGUCAUUGAAAGAUGGGACCGUCACCAAACUGGAGACGGUGAGCCCUGAUUCUCUCAUCGAGUUUUAUGAUGUAGGGUUCCCUCUCAAGGAAACAAGUAAGAAAAAGAAACUUAAAGGACAGCAGAGAAUCUAUGGUACACCAGAUAUGGAGGAACCUCUCAGUGACACCUGCUGCAACGGAUGUGGCGCGGUCAUGCACUGCAUUGCACCUGAUGUGGCAGGCUAUCUUCCAAGUGAGAAGUAUAAACUUUUGCUAGAGGAAGACGAAUUGAAAAGGGCAAUUUGUCAACGUUGCUACUUGCUCACACACCACCAAAAGGCAUUGACUGUCAAGAUGUCCAAGGAGGAAUAUCGGGAUAUAGUCCGCAGGGUCAAAUCAGAGAAAGCAUUGGUACUGUUGAUUGUAGAUCUUCUGGACAUCCCAGACUCCAUAGUACCAGACUUGCUAGAGCUUGUUGGAGAAAACAAACACAUAGUGGUUCUGGGUAAUAAAGUGGACUUGCUCCCUGGAGACUCUGAAAACUACUUGCAAAGGAUUAAACGUCAGCUUUCUAUGUACUGUGCUGAUGUAGGCAUUUCCAGUGAUAAUAUCAAAGAUGCCCACCUCAUCAGUGCCAAAACGGGAUACGGAAUAGAAAAUCUAAUCUCAAGUCUUCAGAGAUCGUGGAAGUACAAGGGAGACGUGUAUCUGGUAGGAACAGCCAACGCUGGGAAAUCCACACUGUUCAACAGUCUACUGGAGUCCGACUACUGCAAAUCCAGGGCCUCGGAUGUGAUCCACAAAGCUACCAUAUCUCCAUGGCCUGGUACAACCCUGAACCUCCUGAAGUUCCCCAUCAUCAACCCCACCCCGUAUCGCAUGUUCAGGAGGUCCGAGAGGCUCCAGAGCGCCUCCAAGCAGACCGAGAGUGAUCUCUCUCCACAGGAGCUCAAGAGACUAGAGCAGUUCAGCAAGCAGGGCUACCUAGUGGGUCGCAUUGGGAGGACGUUCCGUACCAACAUAGAAUCCAACAGAGGCCUGAUAGAGUUUGAUCCUGAUAGUCUGGCCUAUGGAGAGGAUAUGAUUGACAAGGAGAGAGACUGUACUCUUUCCAACCCUUCUACGGAAGUGGACUUGACGCUCAACGAACUGAAAGACGCGCAUUGGCUCUAUGACACCCCUGGCAUCAUGAAAGAGCAUGACGUCCUCGAUCUGUUGACAGAGCAGGAGGUGAAGUUGGUGGUGCCCACACAAGCCAUCGUACCCAGGACAUUUGUGUUGAAACCUGGAAUGUCGCUAUUCCUGGGAGCUCUAGGCCGAAUUGAUUACCUUCAGGGUGAGAAGUCCUGCUGGUUCUCAGUCAUUGCUUCCAACCGGGUCCCGAUUCACAUAACCAGUCUGGACAAGGCUGACAGCAUUUAUCAGAAGCAUGCUGGUCAAAUCCUGCUGGGAGUACCAAUGGGUGGAGAAGAACGCAUGAAGGAAUUCCCCCCUCUUGUCUCCCAAGAUUUUGAGCUGAAGGGGCAGGGUUAUCAGAAAGCCAGUGCUGAUAUCAAGUUUUCCUCCGCAGGAUGGGUGGCAGUGACAGGAGUGGAGGGGAACAGUCUCCUGCUGCGUGCCCAUGCACCAGUGGGUGCAGGGCUUUCCCUGAGGAGUCCACCUCUACUCCCCAACAUCGUUAACCUGAAGGGAGAGCGCAUCAAGAAGUCUGUAGCUUAUAAGACCAGGAAACCCCAGGCCCUGGUGGACACCAGCAUGUCCUACAAAGGAGCAGAGAGGCUCAAGGUGAAGAAGAAAAAAUGAAGUGCUUAACACCCUCUAUGGGGCAACAAGGGUUUUCAUGUCAAGAGGCUUUUUGUACAGGAUAUUUGUGAUACAGCACUUUCAGCUAUGGAUUUUUUUUUUCAGCUCUGGGUUUUGUAAAAUUGUCUGUAAAUGUAACAAUUAUAAAUAACCUACAUAUAAACAGUUGUAUUUGUUUA
Molecule: messenger RNA, 2557 nt
Organism: Salmo salar (Atlantic salmon)
Lineage: Eukaryota; Metazoa; Chordata; Actinopteri; Salmoniformes; Salmonidae
Gene: noa1
Product: nitric oxide associated 1
Molecular function (GO): GTP binding
Source: RefSeq, a predicted model, not a curated record